Dermatophagoides farinae (American house dust mite) is the source of this 2450-nucleotide messenger RNA. The record is from RefSeq and is a predicted model, not a curated record. Lineage: Eukaryota; Metazoa; Arthropoda; Arachnida; Sarcoptiformes; Pyroglyphidae.
UUGUUUUGUUUUACUGUAAAAUCAAUCAGCAAUUCCAAUCAAAAAUAUAUCGCGAUCAUCAUCAUUAUUAUUAUGGCUACAAUCAUUGAGGGCACCCAAUAUGCAUUGAAUUCAUCAUUAGAAUUGAAUAAUAAAAAUCAAUCAGUCGUAUUUGUAAAGCUAACCGAUUCAGCAUUGAAAGCAAUCGAAGAUUAUACAUUGGCCAUUUCGAAAGGAAACGUAUCACAAAAUAUUAAAAAACCAUUGAUUGAACUACAGCCAAACAACUCACAGGGCAUAAUAACGAUACCGAAUUGUAAUGAAAAUGAACAACAACAGCAACCACAAUCAAAUGAUGAUAAAAAGGCACAAUGUUUUAAUUUUUCCACUAAAGAUAUACAGAAUGAUGGCGGUAUAUUGGAAUGUGUACGGCAAACAUCAAUGUCAAUGGAAUCAUUGGGUAAAAUAAUGUUACGUAUGCAGAUACAUGCAAAUGAUGAUGUAUAUCAAAAGACCAAAGUGAAAAUGGCCGUUGCUGCUGAACAGGAAAGUAAAAAAUAUAAUACCAAAGUGAUUGAAUUAAGUGGACGUAAAGUGAAAGCGAAAAAACCGUAUACUACUACGGCUAGUAGUGGUGGUGGAAAAUUUACUGGAACAAAUAAUUCAACUUCGACGGGUACAACAACAACUGGUAGCAAAAAUUCAUUGAUUCGUUUUAAUAAAUUUACAAAUAACAACAAUAAUAAUAAUAAUGUUGGUGGCAAUUUACAAUCGAAAUUAAUACCAGCCGAACAUUUACGUAAAGUCCGUGAAUUAUUGAUACAAUUAUUGGUGACAAAAUCCUGUAAUAAACCAGUGGAAUUAAUUCCAAAAGUACAGGAACGUUUCAAAGAGCUACCCAUCGAUAAACAACAGAUCAUACAGAUAUUGAAUACGAUUGCAACAUUUAAAGAAGGUAUCUAUCAAUUGAAUGAAUUGGCCGUUGCUGAAGAAGCGUUACAGCAAUUUGGAACGGAAAAACGUAAUAAUGGAACGGCGGCAAAUGUUUCCAUCACUGUGAAUGGUAGUGGCAUUGGUAGCAUUAAUAAUAAUAACAGCAGUAUUUCACCAUUUUCUGAUCAUUCAGCAAAAAGUAUAUCAUCACCAAAUAGUCUGAAUACAUCGCCAUCAACAUUAGCAUCAUCGAAUCAUAAGCAUUCUCCUUAUACAAAUAAUGGUGGUGUUACGGUUAAAUCAUCAAUGAAACGUAGUGGUUCAGAUUUUUUGACAACAACCAUUACUGCAGUAGGACAGAAAAAAUUUAAAAGUGAUAAUAUUGGUCGACAAAACAUUGCAACGGCUAAAUCAACAAUAAAUAAUCAAAGUGCAAUAACAUCAAGCUAUUCACCAUUCGAUAAAGUCCAAAAUCAAUCAGAACAAUCAUUGCAACAUGAUUCACCGGAUAUUGUUCGUGCACAAAAUAAUUCUUAUUUAAAAUCAAGCACUCAAUUUGAUGCAAUUAGUCAAUUGAUGAACGGUAAACCACCACCGCCACUACCAUCAUCAUCAUUGUCAAAAGAAUCGAAUAAUAGCCACCAUCAUCAACAUCAACAACAAUCAAAUCAUAGUCAUAAUCAACGGCAUUAUGGUAAUGGAUCAGGUUCAAUGAAUUCGACUCCAAAUUCAAGCCCCGAUUCGGAUAUUAGUCAUGUAGGUAAUGUUGCCAGUUCUGAUUCAAGUCAAAACAAUGACGCAGAUGAUUAUCUAAGUAAAUACCCGAAAAUAAAAGACAUGAAUCAAUUGAUUCAAUAUAGACGUGAUUUUGAGGCUGAAUUUCCUGAAUAUAAAAAGCUUUAUGAAUAUGUUGAAGGAGUUGCAAGACAAUUUGAAGAAUUAAAAGAACGUAUACAGGCCAAGGAAGAAGAAUCCGAUGAAUGGCAUGAAUUAAUUCGGCAAAUAUUUGACAAAUAUGAUGAAGUUAAAAAUCGUUCCAAAUAUCAACGUGCACAGAAACGACUUAUUUAUUUACAUUAUAAAUUAUUACACAUCAAAAAUCAGAUUACGGAAUAUUAUCGUAAUAAUGGCGGUGGUUGUAGUGAUAAACAACAUCUUCAUCAAACAUCGUUUAUCAAUAAUAAAAAUUCUCAGCUAAAAUUAUCAUAAUCAAGAGCAAAUAUUGUGUCGUGAGACUAGUCAAAUUGAAUUUUGCAUUUGUGGGAAAAAAACGAAAAUGAAAUGGAUUCGUAUGAUAGAUGGAUAAAAACAGAAGAAAUGCGAAGAAAACAAGUGCCAAUAUUGGGAUUUUUUUUUCAUUUGAACCUGAUAACUAGAAAAAAAACCAUUCAUUCCAAAAUUUAACCAUCCAAAUUUUCAACAAAUACACACACACACCGAAAACAAAAAGUUAAUUGGGGUGUGUGUUGUUUGGAUUUGUUAUAUAUAAAAAAAACAACAUUGAAUGACAGUAAAUUUCUAUCGAUAAUGAAAACUCA